AUGUUACAGAAACAGAAAUUGCUGUGCACUAUAGAAGACACUUAUGAGCGAACAAUCACCGUAGAUGGGGAGGGAGCUACCCUUAUUGUGAUGGACACGUGGGAAAAUAAGGAUGAAGAUAACUGGAAACAGGAUCACUGUAUGCUGAUAGGCGAUGCAUAUCUCAUUGUCUACUCCAUCACUGACAGAGCAAGCUUUGAGAAAGCUUCUGAGCUUCGCAUCCAACUCCGGAGAACACGACAGGCUGAGGAUAUUCCAAUUAUAUUAGUCGGGAAUAAAUGUGAUCUUGUGCGAUGUCGAGAAGUUUCUGUGGCAGAGGGCAGAUCUUGUGCCGUUGUUUUUGACUGCAAGUUCAUCGAGACCUCUGCUGCAGUCCAGCACAAUGUACAAGAGCUCUUUGAAGGAAUUGUGCGACAGGUACGGCUCAGGAGAGACAGCAAAGAAGUAAAUGAACGAAGAAUGGCACAGUACAAAAGAAGAGAGAGCUUCCCUAGGAAGGCCCGACGCUUUUUGGAUAGAAUAGUUGCAAAGAACAAUAAAAAAAUGGCUUAUAAAGUGAGAUCAAAAUCUUGUCAUGAUCUUUCUGUACUAUAAAACGUAUAGAUAGACAUGAUUAAAAUAGUGACUGUUAAUCAUCGACCUAUUAUUGUGAGGGAUAAAAAACUGAAAAUGCUGGAAAUACUGGCAGCAUCAAUGGUUAGACAAAUACUUCAGAUUGAUGUCCUUUCAUUAAAACUUUCUGCAUUUGGAUUAUUGGAAGGUUAUGGAAUAAUCAAUCUAUAUUAGAUGACAACGUAUCGGACUCAGUACGUUUACAAUAUGUUUGAAUUAACAAUCACACAACUUCCCGUGUUGGUGAAUUUUCUCUAUUGUCUGUCAGUGAGGCUUCUCCAAUAUUAAUAUGCUAUUGGACCUGGGUUACAUGUUCCAAAAGAAAUUGUGGCAGGGAAGUCUUAAACUA
Rhincodon typus (whale shark) is the source of this 961-nucleotide messenger RNA. It is a transcript of the gene gem, whose product is annotated as GTP binding protein overexpressed in skeletal muscle. Gene Ontology annotation, cellular component: plasma membrane. The record is from RefSeq and is a predicted model, not a curated record. Gene Ontology annotation, molecular function: GTPase activity; calcium channel regulator activity; GTP binding. The coding region runs from base 1 to 594 and encodes 197 amino acids. The transcript is spliced from 5 exons. NCBI's taxonomy places the organism in Eukaryota, Metazoa, Chordata, Chondrichthyes, Orectolobiformes, Rhincodontidae.